Mandrillus leucophaeus (drill) is the source of this 366-nucleotide messenger RNA. RefSeq names its product iduronate 2-sulfatase-like. Lineage: Eukaryota; Metazoa; Chordata; Mammalia; Primates; Cercopithecidae. The record is from RefSeq and is a predicted model, not a curated record. Bases 1 to 366 code for a protein of 121 amino acids. Gene Ontology annotation, molecular function: iduronate-2-sulfatase activity. The transcript is spliced from 2 exons.
AUGAGCCACUGCGCCUGGCCACAGGUGUUAUUUUCUAGAACACGUCUUACCCUUUCAAGUUGCAGGGAUGAACUAGUGAAGGCCCCAAACACUGACCAACUGGCAUCCCACAGCCUCCUCUUCCAGAAUGCCUUUGCGCAGCAAGCAGUGUGCACCCCAAGCCACGUGUCCUUCCUUACUGGCAGGAGACCUGACACCACCCACCUGCACAACUUCAACUCCUACUGGAGGGUGCACGCUGGAAACUUCUCCACCAUCCCCCAGUACUUCAAGGAGAAUGGCUAUGUGACCAUGUCGGUGGGAAAAGUCUUUCACCCUGGUACUGCUCCAUGUUCAGAGUCUGGGUUCUCUUGGUUUGUGGUAUAG